This is a messenger RNA of Sardina pilchardus (European sardine), 1728 nucleotides long. RefSeq names its product SEC13 homolog, nuclear pore and COPII coat complex component (gene sec13). Lineage: Eukaryota; Metazoa; Chordata; Actinopteri; Clupeiformes; Clupeidae. The record is from RefSeq and is a predicted model, not a curated record. The coding region runs from base 150 to 1112 and encodes 320 amino acids. Gene Ontology annotation, biological process: protein import into nucleus; positive regulation of TOR signaling; COPII-coated vesicle budding. Gene Ontology annotation, molecular function: structural molecule activity; protein binding. The transcript is spliced from 9 exons. Gene Ontology annotation, cellular component: COPII vesicle coat; nuclear pore outer ring.
ACCAGGAAGUAGCGUCUUCUUUGAGCGGUCGUGUUGCCACGUCGGAAACACCAUAGUCCAUUGAAACUCUGGGCGGCUGCGGCUGUCUUUUCUGUUGUCAGGAUUUGUGAUUGCCAUAGUACAUAAGUUAUUAUAGUUCAAGUACAACAAUGGUGUCAGUCAUCAAUACCGUGGAUACGUCUCAUGAGGACAUGAUCCACGAUGCUCAGAUGGACUACUAUGGCACACGCCUGGCCACUUGCUCCUCUGACCGCUCUGUGAAGAUAUUUGAUGUGAAAAAUGGAGGCCAAAUCCUGCUGGCUGAUUUGAGAGGACACGAGGGCCCUGUGUGGCAGGUGGCCUGGGCUCACCCCAUGUAUGGCAACAUCCUGGCCUCCUGCUCCUAUGACAGGAAGGUCAUCAUCUGGAAAGAGGAAAAUGGCAGCUGGGACAAAAUGUAUGAGUACACUGGCCACGACUCAUCAGUGAACUCCGUGUGCUGGGGUCCGUAUGACUUUGGACUGAUCCUGGCCUGCGGCAGCUCUGAUGGAGCCAUCUCCAUCCUCACCUUCUCUGGAGAUGGACAAUGGGACAUCAAGAAGAUCAGCAACGCACACACGAUUGGCUGUAAUGCAGUCAGCUGGGCCCCUGCCGUGGUGCCAGGUAGCCUCAUAGACCAGCCCACCGGCCAGAAGCCCAACUACAUCAAGAGAUUUGUGUCUGGAGGAUGCGACAACCUGGUCAAGCUCUGGAAAGAGGAGGACGGUCAGUGGAAGGAGGACCAGAAGCUGGAGGCUCACAGUGACUGGGUGAGAGAUGUGGGCUGGGCUCCGUCCAUAGGCCUGCCCACCAGCACCAUCGCCAGCUGCUCACAGGACGGUCGUGUGUUUAUCUGGACGUGCGACGACCCCUCGGGCAACACGUGGACGGCCAAGCUCCUGCACAAGUUCAACGAUGUGGUGUGGCAUGUCAGCUGGUCCAUCACUGGAAACAUUCUGGCUGUCUCCGGCGGCGACAACAAGGUGACCCUGUGGAAGGAAUCUCUGGAUGGCCAGUGGGCUUGCAUCAGCGACGUCAACAAAGGCCAGGGAGCCGUGUCCUCCGUCACAGACGGACAGCAGAAUGAGCAGUGAGACUGUACAGCCGCCUGGUGGGUGUGGGGGAUCCCUUACACCGUCCCCAUCUUCACCCAUCUAUCAGUCCCACUCAGAUGGCUAUGAGGCAAGUCCACUGUCAAUGCAGGAUCCUUGACUGCCUCAAAGACUUUUCCAGAACAUUUGUCCACAACAGAGUUAACACACAAACCAGGAAGUGGCCCCAUCAUCUAAGGGACAACGCUGUCUAUAUUCCACAUCCCCAGUCCAGCCUUCGUUGUGUCACUCCAAAUCAAAGGAUGCUAUUUGAUGAGGUCAUGCAGAGCAGGGUUGAAAUCUUGUCAUGGUCUUCUAAAUUUAUUACCAUUAAAAUUACCAGUAAAUUUGUUCUUCUAUUGCUAUUGUCUAAACAGCUGUCAGUCUUGUAACGUGAUUGAGAGAGCAUGAGAGAGUAGAAGUGCUGUUUGUCCGAGUCCGACCUCAGAGAGUUCACACUGAGCGAAAAGGGAUGGUGCCUAUUCUCAUCACCUCAGUGGAUCAUGCUGCACAGGACAGAAAACAAUUCACAAUCUUUUUUUCCCCUUUUUAUCUGCUUUUCUUUCACUUUUCAUUCAGAGAAUGAACUUUUCUAAUAAUUAAAAUGAAAUAAUAAUAA